AUGACCGCCUUGAAAUCGGCUAUUUUGUUGCUGUUGGCAUCUUCGGCCGUCGUCGCCGAGGAGGCUAGAGCGCUCCAAGACCGAGACGACCCGGCCUGGAUCGACUGUACGUUGGUACAGACCGUGCCUGGCAGGCCCGACUUCUCGAUUGACAUCCGAACCGACCCGAUUGUCGCGUAUAAAGGCAGUCCCCUCGCCAGCACGGACAUCUUCUUCCACAUCUACAUCGAUGGGGACAACAUCGUCAGGGAAUACUACACCGUCGACCCGUGCAAGAUGGGCGACCUGCACAAGUGCAUCAAGUUCUACAUGAUCUCGCUGCAUGUCGACCUCAGCCGACAGAUGCAGGAUGCCAAGAGAAGGUCGGUCCGCAUCGCCUUCAACUUCAAAGAGACGUCCGCAUUCGUGAAAUUCAUCCGCACGAAGAUGUGCGGCGAGUUCAUCUACAACCAGGACCCCGGCGAGUGGGUGGCCAACGACAGGGCCUACAUCAAUGCGAACGUGGUCAUGGCGGGCAGUGCCGAGAUGCCGACCCGACAAUCCCGUAUGCUACCGUACCAGGGUACGGAGAAGAAGCCGCGUGAGCAGCAGCAGCUGCACUCCAAUCUCCACCGCGUAUACCCCGAUGCUUCCAGGCUAAACCAUACCAUCACGUCGCACGGAAAA
Molecule: messenger RNA, 666 nt
Organism: Mesorhabditis spiculigera
Lineage: Eukaryota; Metazoa; Nematoda; Chromadorea; Rhabditida; Rhabditidae
Source: the annotation of a GenBank genome assembly